Messenger RNA from Lecanosticta acicola, 793 nucleotides. NCBI's taxonomy places the organism in Eukaryota, Fungi, Ascomycota, Dothideomycetes, Mycosphaerellales, Mycosphaerellaceae. The record is from the annotation of a GenBank genome assembly.
AUGGUGACACCACAAGCGAAUGGCGGGCACAUGACCUACACAUUCAUCGUGGAGCACCUUGAUCCAGAAUUGGAAGAGUGGCAGACUCUGGAAUACAACACCAUCUACAAAGAGUCCGAAGCCAAUGGCCACAAAUUCUUGCUCUCCGGCCUGAGUCCUUCGUUCGCCGGUUCCAAGGGACUCUCGCUCCCAGAAACGAGCAAGACAUCUCGCACAGCUGAGUCCAUGUAUCCCGGCGACGCAAAGCAGAGAGUCUGCCUCCUGGAUCCUAAGGCAGAGAAAGACAUUGGCCCGGAAGAUGCAGAUUCGUUUGACGCUUUCCUCUUUGGCGGUAUUCUGGGCGAUGAUCCACCUCGGGACCGUACUGGUGAUCUGAGAAAGCUCGGCUUUCCUGGACGGAGACUUGGUCCCGAGCAGAUGACUACGGAUACGGCUGUCAGGGUCACGAGGAUGGUCGUACAGAAUGGGAGUAAGUGACGGGCUACUAUCAGCGCAAGAAUACCCUACACCUCUGCUGAAACUACUCUAGUGACCCUCGCCGAGAUCCCAUUCAUUGAUCGCCCGGAGUUCCACAUCCCAUCGGCGCCUGGGCCAGACGGAAAAGCAGGUAUGCGGAGUGUGUUGUCCGCUCUGUUUGCCUCACUCGCUGACAUCUACAUUAGGACCUGUAGAAACUAUCGACAUGCCCUUCAAAUACGUCAGGGAUACCGCCACCGGCCAACCUAUACUGCCAGACGGCAUGCUGGAUCUCCUCGCGAAGGACGCAGACAAGGACAUCCUCGACUUGCUCUGA